AUGAGCGGGACAGACAACCACCCCAACAAGCAGGCUUCGGCCAAGGCGCCGUCCAAGACCGUCCUCAACUUGGGCAACUUGCCUCCCAAGAUGAAGGCGUCGGAGCUCAAGACAGCUGCUGCUUCUUACCCCCGUACGCCCUCGCGCGUCAACCCUAACCAGCCGCCAUGGCCCGCGUACCGUGGAUACCACGAGUACUCUUUCGCUCACGCUACUAUGGGUGUCCGUCUCCCUACCAUCCUCGGCAAGGCCAUCGACGAUGUCUGGAAGACGCUCAACCAGGAGACCGAGGAGGAGCGCAUUGUCGACCUCAUCAACUGUAUCCACCGUCUCGAGGACCUCAUGGGCGAUCUCCAGGGCAACAGCAAGCUGCGCCCGAUCGUCGACGACGGUGCCGGAGACAUCGCGCUCUGGAAUAAGGAGAUUGCCAAGUUCUUCCGCGGAAAGGACUUUAUGAAUGCUCCGUGGUUGUUCGCCGAGGCGUACAAGUACCGCAGGCUGAGGGAGUGCUUCUCGCUUUCCAAGUACUGGGUCGAUUACGACGUCUUCUUCAGGCAGAAGUGCGACACCUUCUCCCGGUCCAACCAGGCCGUCUUCGAGCUGUCUCAGCGAUUCUCGCAACCUCAUGACCUCCUUGCGAGCCUGGGUCCCGAGGAGAAGAAGGAGAAGCUCAAGCUGGUCUUCCACGAGUUGACCCAGGUCUGUCUCUGGGGUAACUCCACCGAUCUGUCGCUCCUCAUCGAUAUGACCGAGGAGGACAUCCGGAAGCUCCAGUCGACCGGUGGUGACCACCUCGCCGCGACCGAGAAGAACAUUCUCGGAAACGACCUCCGUGCUCUUGCCGACUACGUUACCGACAUCAAGGGUGGCCGGAUUGACUUUGUCCUCGACAACGCCGGUUUCGAGCUGUACUGCGAUCUCGUCUACGCCGACUGGCUCAUCCAGUCCGGUAUCUGUUCCGAGGUCAUCUUCCACGGGAAGAAGAUCCCCUGGUUCGUCUCGGACGUCACCAAGUUUGACUGGAACUGGCUGCUCAACUCUUGUGUCUACGGCCAGCUCUUCCCCGACGCGUCGGACGCUGAGAUCGACUCGCUCCGGACCCUCGGUAACCGGUGGAAGCAGUACGAGAAGGAGGGGAAGUGGAAGUACGAGGCGCACCCCUUCUGGUGCACUGGUUACACCUUCUGGGACCUCCACUCGGAGGCACCGGAUCUCUUCCAGCACCUUUCCGACUCGGACCUCGUCAUCUUCAAGGGUGACUUGAACCACCGUAAAUUGACAUACGAUUGCCACGCCCCCAUGGACACCAAGUUCCCCAUGGCUAUCGGUCCCCUCGCUUCCGAGGCUGGCGCACCCCCAGUGUGCUCCCUCCGAACCAUCAAGUCGGACGUUGUCGUCGGUAUCCCCAGCGGUGUCGGAGAGAAGCUGGACGAGGAGGAGCCAGGAUGGAAGAUUUCGGGCAAAUACGCCGUCGUCCUUCUUUCGCCCGGUCGUCCCGGAGAGGCUCCUCAGUUCGCUUAA
Molecule: messenger RNA, 1521 nt
Organism: Dioszegia hungarica
Lineage: Eukaryota; Fungi; Basidiomycota; Tremellomycetes; Tremellales; Bulleribasidiaceae
Exons: 12
Coding region: 1-1521 (506 amino acids)
Biological process (GO): DNA damage response
Cellular component (GO): nucleus; cytoplasm
Molecular function (GO): phosphatase activity
Source: RefSeq, a predicted model, not a curated record